Rhinolophus ferrumequinum (greater horseshoe bat) is the source of this 5559-nucleotide messenger RNA. It is a transcript of the gene DPYSL3, whose product is annotated as dihydropyrimidinase like 3. Gene Ontology annotation, cellular component: cytoplasm; cytosol. The coding region runs from base 315 to 2369 and encodes 684 amino acids. The record is from RefSeq and is a predicted model, not a curated record. Gene Ontology annotation, biological process: actin crosslink formation. Gene Ontology annotation, molecular function: hydrolase activity, acting on carbon-nitrogen (but not peptide) bonds, in cyclic amides. The transcript is spliced from 14 exons. Lineage: Eukaryota; Metazoa; Chordata; Mammalia; Chiroptera; Rhinolophidae.
UUGGGAUUUCUGCUUUCUAGGGGUUUCAAAGACGCAUAAGCCUGAGAGGCCAACUUAGGGUCGCUGUGCGAGAGGAGGGACGGCCGGUGGCCAGGCGAGGGGUCCGGCGAGCAGAGCGCGCCCUGCCCCGGCCCCUGCGCCGCGCUGGCUGGCUGGCUGGGGACUGGCAGGAACCGGAGCAGCACUGCCGCCUCUGGCGCGAAGGCUCAGGCGCCUCCUCCCGCCCCAGUCACUGUGGCUCCGCGCACGCCGCCGGCAGCUGCCCUUUCCGCCUCUGGGGAAGAAAACCCGCGGGCCGCUGUCGCGCUCCAACCAUGGCCUCGGGCCGAAGAGGCUGGGACAGCUCCCACGAAGACGAUCUGCCGGUGUACCUAGCCAGGCCGGGCACCACAGACCAGGUCCCGCGGCAGAAGUACGGGGGCAUGUUCUGCAACGUGGAGGGCGCCUUCGAGAGCAAGACUCUGGAUUUCGAUGCCCUGAGCGUGGGGCAGCGGGGCGCGAAGACUCCCCGAAGCAGCCAGGGCAGCGGCCGCAGCUCAGCGAGCCGACCGGGGCUGGAGGGGGACCCCCCGCGCAGGGGCCAAGGCCGGGAGGAGAGCAGGGAUCCCGCGCCCGCGUCGCCCACGCCCGCUGGGGUCGAGAUCCGCAGCGCCACCGGCAAGGAGGUUUUGCAGAACCUUGGUCCCAAGGACAAGAGUGACCGUCUUCUUAUCAAGGGAGGCAGAAUCGUCAACGAUGAUCAGUCCUUUUACGCUGAUAUUUACAUGGAAGAUGGCUUAAUAAAGCAAAUUGGAGACAACCUGAUCGUCCCUGGAGGCGUGAAGACCAUCGAGGCCAAUGGGAAGAUGGUGAUCCCUGGAGGCGUUGAUGUCCACACUCACUUCCAGAUGCCCUACAAGGGGAUGACCACAGUGGAUGACUUCUUCCAAGGGACGAAGGCUGCCUUAGCGGGCGGCACAACCAUGAUCAUCGACCACGUGGUGCCCGAGCCUGAGUCCAGCCUGACGGAGGCCUAUGAGAAGUGGCGAGAAUGGGCCGAUGGGAAGAGUUGCUGUGACUACGCCUUGCAUGUGGACAUCACCCACUGGAAUGACAGCAUCAAGCAGGAGGUGCAGAGCCUGAUCAAGGACAAAGGGGUUAACUCCUUCAUGGUUUACAUGGCCUAUAAGGAUUUGUAUCAAGUGUCCAACACAGAGCUCUACGAGAUCUUCACCUGUCUGGGAGAGCUGGGAGCCAUUGCUCAAGUUCAUGCUGAGAAUGGGGAUAUCAUUGCCCAGGAGCAAAACCGGAUGUUGGAAAUGGGGAUAACUGGCCCAGAAGGUCAUGUACUGAGCAGACCAGAGGAGCUGGAAGCUGAGGCUGUGUUCCGUGCCAUCACCAUCGCCAGCCAAACCAACUGCCCUCUCUAUGUCACGAAGGUCAUGAGCAAAAGCGCGGCCGACCUCAUCUCACAAGCCAGGAAAAAAGGAAACGUGGUCUUUGGCGAGCCCAUCACGGCCAGCCUUGGCACAGAUGGAACCCAUUACUGGAGCAAGAACUGGGCCAAAGCAGCUGCAUUUGUGACAUCUCCACCUCUGAGUCCUGACCCAACCACUCCUGACUAUAUCAACUCCUUGCUGUCCAGUGGGGACCUGCAGCUCUCUGGCAGUGCUCACUGCACCUUCAGCACCGCCCAGAAGGCUAUCGGGAAGGACAACUUCACAGCCAUUCCUGAGGGCACCAACGGUGUAGAGGAGCGGAUGUCUGUCAUCUGGGACAAGGCUGUGGCCACAGGGAAAAUGGAUGAAAACCAGUUUGUGGCUGUGACAAGCACAAAUGCUGCCAAGGUCUUCAACCUGUAUCCCCGUAAGGGGAGAAUAUCUGUGGGUUCUGACAGCGACCUGGUGAUCUGGGAUCCAGAUGCUGUCAAGAUUGUGUCUGCCAAGAAUCACCAGUCGGCUGCAGAGUAUAACAUCUUCGAAGGGAUGGAACUGCGCGGGGCGCCUCUGGUGGUCAUCUGCCAGGGUAAGAUCAUGCUGGAAGAUGGCAACCUGCACGUGACCCAGGGGGCCGGCCGCUUCAUCCCCUGCAGCCCCUUCUCCGACUACGUCUACAAGCGCAUUAAAGCCCGGAGGAAGAUGGCAGACCUACACGCGGUCCCCAGGGGCAUGUACGAUGGGCCCGUGUUUGACCUGACCACCACACCUAAGGGCGGCACCCCAGCGGGCUCCACCCGGGGCUCUCCCACGAGGCCGAACCCGCCCGUGAGGAACCUCCAUCAGUCGGGAUUUAGCCUCUCAGGCACUCAAGUGGAUGAAGGAGUUCGCUCGGCCAGCAAGCGCAUCGUGGCGCCCCCUGGAGGCCGUUCUAACAUCACAUCCCUGAGUUAAGCAACCCCUUCCCAAAGAAAGGGGCCAGAAGCAAGAAGAGAUUUUUUUGAAGCCAAAAUGGUACACCGAUAUUUAAGAAGGAAAGCGAAUCCAAACAGUUGCGAUCUAAAGAAUCAAUAAGCCUCAAGCCUUAUGUUUCUCUAAUGUUACGCUCGCUUGCCUAGCUUUACGAAUAUUGCUUUGUCUUCUGUUUAUGCCUAGCCUUGAUUUUGUUGACCCUCCCUCCCAUUUACAUGCAUGCAAUCAGACACUCUAAGGUAAAAGAGUCUGCUAUAUAGUGUUGAGAGUGUGUGUAGUGCUGCAUCUUAAGACAAGGGGACAGACAAAGCUGGAUGUCAGGAAGUGAACAAAAGGGACACAGUUAUUUGGGGUGAGUGGGUGGUGGGAGCCCAGAGCAAGGCAGAGGGAUCAGAGGGGCUGGGAUAGGGUGUGUACGGAGGGGUGGGGGGUGGGUGGGUGCGCAUAAGGGGUCUUGUGUAUUGUGUUAAUGAAUUACAUUUAUUUCCGUGGAAGAUGGCUCCUUGGGGCACCUAUCAUGGUCCCCUGGGGUCUACAGAGGAGGCAGGCGUUCUUUGCGUUCUGGACUUUGUCACGUCCUCUCUUAGUAGAUUUUAUUCCUUUGAACAUUUUAUUAAAACACCAAAACCCACCCAUUGCUUCCACCUGCUUGGUGGUGCCAGUGUUUGGUCAGGCCUCUUUCUCAGCAUUGCUUUCAAACUCUUCUCUUUCCUGGGUUGGGAAGGAAGAGAGGAAAGACACUUCUCCUCUGGCCUACCCACCUCUUUGGUGCUUUUAAAAGGCUACCGCUGGGAGCACAGCACGAGCCCUCAGGGUGGGGUCGGCCACACUUCAGUAACGCCUCCUUCUAAACCUGCGUUGGAGAUCACCUCUCACUCUCCUGUCUUUGCAAACCAAGAAAAGAAGCAUGUUUCUGGCACCCCGAGUUAGGAGAGGAGCGGAGAGGGGCCAGUGCUGAGUCACCGUCUUGAUCUCCUGAGAUCCAGGCACAGCCAUGAUUGAAUAGGAUUUUUGUUGUUGUUGUUAUUGAAAAUUUAUUUUCUUAGAUGUUCCUUAACUUUUACAACAAAUAGGUCAUCUCAGCUUAUAUGGGAGUCAAGCAGGAGUUCGGGAAAGCCAGUCUGGAGCAGAAGGAGCACUUUCUAUGGCCGUGGCUCUACUUUUACAUCCUAAGCCAUCUGUCUCCCCUUCCAUUAGCACAUCCUUUGGGGGAACUUUGGUUUCGGUACCAAAAUAUCCCAAGGCAGGUGCCCGUGGCACCCAGCCUUUCUGACAUAGCACAUAAAGGAAGUUAGCAAGGAGCGUUUGCAUCUACCUUGUCUGUCAGAACUGAAUGUCCAUUUCCACAUCUUGCCACUUCUGAAAAUUCAAUGUUGGAGCGAGUUCUGUGAGCCAGAUGGAGAUCUGUAGAAUUAAGAGGCCCAUAUGCAUUGAAAACUCUAUUCAACCUCGGAUCAGACUUCUUUGUUGGGAGAUCCAGCUGGUAGAACCCGUAACCCUGUGUACUAAGUACUUUGAAGAGAAGAGCAGGCCUCAAACACCUUCAGGUGCUUCAGAGAAACCAUUAUCGUUAACUGAAGGUUUUCAGUGGAAGGCCAGAGGAAAGGGAACAUGUAGCUGAAGAGGAAUUUGGAAAUAGCCAGAAAAGAGGAUUUCCCUUAGCAAGCUAAUUUCUGUUCUAAUCAUGAAAACGAUGAUUUCCCCUCAAAAGAAGGAAUCUUGCUACUUUUAAGGCUUUUUCAUGGGGUCUUUAUUUUAAGGAAACUUAUGUGAAGGUGUGGAUGUAACUCUUGGUUUAUAACUCAAAGAUGUGGGGGCCUGUUGCAAACUUGGAGUGACCGUUUUGCAGACAAGUCGCUUGUCAAGUGGGAAGCAUAUUCUGUAUACCUCAUUGGCGGGGCUGUGCUUUAGGAUAUCUUGUAGUACCAGCCAUAACCACCAGAUGGAGGAAAAGACACGUAAAUAACUAGUCAGAGCGGCCCCUUCUGUAUUUUUGUUGCUGUUACAGCCCGAGUCCAACUCAUCCCCCUCCCUAACCUCUCUGUACCAUGAAUAUAAAUCUUUCAUGGCCCAAUUGGUUGCAUUUAGGCUGUCUGAAUGAAACGUCCAACCAGAACUCUAUGUUCUGCACAAGCUUUCCAUGCUGUAGGAACAGCCCUUGAAUGCCUUCAUGGUGGGCAACGUGAUCUGAGGAAGCCUCCCGUUCUUCACUUACUAUUAGUAACUUUCCAAGCAUAGAAAUUCCUGAGAAUUCCAAGAACACCCCCACUAUUUCCUUGACUUUGAUUUCUGGUGGUUCCUUCUUACAAAAGGUAAAAUUUAUAUUUAAUUUGUCCUGUUUCAUAAGAUAUAUCAAAGAGCCCUAUACAGGGUUUAAGAAGAGAACGGCCCUCUCAGAAUUCAUUGGCACCUCAUCCAACUGUGGGACGGCAUGCUGGGUCUUCUGUCUUCCUCCCAAGCUUUCUUUUGCUGUCUCCUGUCUUGGCACGGCCCCUCUCUAAGGAGGCACCCCCACCCCCAGCCUUCUCAUAUUGUUCCUAAACCCAGAUGGCGAUCCACUAGGGUUCUGUCUGGCAGGGCCACAAUCUUAGGUAGUAGAGAAAAUAUUUGUGGAACUGUUAAAUCAGCCACCCCAAUAGAGAGAUUUCUUACUAAGUUUUCUAAAAAUGGAAGUGUUGUAGUCAUCCGGAAAAUGGGUUUCCUUCAAAGUCCAGUCGUCCUUUGGCCUUUUUCUUCAUGACCACACCAGAGUCAUGCUUCUGUUCCAAAGGCCUCACGCCUAAGCCUGGAUUUUCAUUCACCCUGAGACGCCCUUCCCAACAACGGGGUGAUGCGUCCCACAAGCUUCCCAGGGCUUCUCCCUGAAAAGCUCCAGCUUGCGUUCCAGAUAUACACAUGGGCUGUCCUGGGCAGCCAGCAUUCCUUGUAAGUUCCCUCUUUGGAAAAUGGUAUGUGAGUGUUCAGUUCUGUGUCUGGUGAAUAUGGACAGACAGUAAAUCUCCCUGUGAUCUGUGGUAGCUGUGAGGCAGCUCUGGAAUGUGAAGAGCUGUUUGGUUUGAACCGUGAAGAAAACUGUGUUUUGAGAUUAGCUGAGAUAAGAAAAAAAAAAGAAAAAAAAGUUCAUCAAGUGACUGUUAAUGUAAACCCGGUUAUUAAAAUAACUCUAAAAUCA